AUGGCAGCAACAACUGGCUGGAAGGAUGACUUGGAGGUCCCUCACCCCUUCCCGGUCGCUUCGAACUUGCCAAUGAAUACACCGCCCCUCGCCGAAUCUGCUGUUUCUUCCUUUUCCGGCUCCGGCGGCAUCCGCAAAUCUACCAUUGACAUGAAGAAGAAGACACAGCUUCGUAUCUCAGGCCCUGCCCCUGCUCACCGUAUCCGGGCCAUUUAUGACCAGAAGAUCGCCGCAUUGGAAAAUGAGGUGAAUUGCCUGAGAAACUGGUGGUGGGUGGACAUGAUGGAUCGCCCGGACAAACGAGACUGGGGCCAGGACGGCCGUUGGAGCGAAAUUUACAAGAGGGAGCACUGGCUCCGAGGGUUGGAGUUGGCAGCAAACGGGUGGGUCAAGGCUGACUUCGCAAGGGAGAAGAUGAUGCAGGCAGACAUGAGAGCCAAGGAGAGGGAGGCAAGGAAGGCCAAGGAAGCGGCGGAGAAAGCGAAACGGGAGCUGGCCACCGCGAAAAUUGUGCUAGCUGCGGUGAGAAGGGAGCUGGAGGAGAAGAACGAUCAGGUCGCAAUGGACCGCCAGUUGGCUAUGACUUUAUUGGCUGCUACACAGUAG
This is a messenger RNA of Letharia lupina, 606 nucleotides long. RefSeq lists its product as uncharacterized. The transcript has 2 exons. The record is from RefSeq and is a predicted model, not a curated record. NCBI's taxonomy places the organism in Eukaryota, Fungi, Ascomycota, Lecanoromycetes, Lecanorales, Parmeliaceae. The coding region runs from base 1 to 606 and encodes 201 amino acids.